AUGGGUAACGCGCUCUUGCUCGCCAACACCUUCAUAUUCCCGGCUCCGCCGGCGUCGUACACAUCCCAGCUCUAUGAGCUCAUAUGGAUCCCCAAGCGCUUUGCGUUCGACACACACAGCGGCCGCGCGGCCGCGCCUGGGUCGUUCCCCGUGCUCUACCUGCCGUCGCCCGCACCGUCCAAUGUCGUCAUGAUAUACCUCCACGGUAACUCAUGCGACAUCGGCCAGGUCAAGCCGGAGCUGCGGCUCAUCAGCCACGAGCUGAACGCCACAAUUAUGGCUGUGGAGUACCCGGGCUACGGCGUCUCUCCGGAGGUGGCGGUGGCCACCGGCGAACUGAUCAACUUUCGGGUCCGCGCCACCGUCAACUUCCUCAUCUCGCUCGGCGUCGACCCCAGGUCGAUUGUGCUUUUCGGCAGGUCGAUCGGCACCGGGCCCGCUGCCGCCAUAGCAGCCGAGUUCAAGAAGCGCGGCGUGCAGUGCGGCGGUGUCGUGCUGCAGUCGCCGUACAUCUCGAUCCACAAGAUCGUCGAGGAUUACUUCACCCUGGGGACCUGGCUCGUGAGCAACUUCUGGGACACGGAGAAGGCGCUGCGUGACAUGGCGCCCACGACGCCGCUGCUGAUCAUCCACGGCCUCGUGGACGAGAUCGUGCCGGUGGCUCACGGGCAGACGCUCUUCGAGUCGUACAGCAGCGACCUCAAGAUGGCCGACUUCCAGCCGGCGUCCAAGCACAACAUGUACUCCAUCAUCGAGGACGUGUGCGUUCCCAUCGAGAAGUUCCUGACGACGCUGAGUCUCUCGAAGGACGCGCCGGUCGUCAACCUCAAGCUUCCGCAGUGGUGCCUCUACAGCUGCCACAAGCUCGUGAGCGGCCAGACUCUCAUGGAGCGCAACCGGAAGGCCGGAAUGGCCGCAAACCAGGAGAAGCAGAUCUGCUCCGCCCGGACGCACGAGCGCCGGGGGAGGCCACAGCUGGUGCGGAACUAUUCCAUGAACGACGGCGUGCGCCCGCACGGAAAGGAGGACGAUCUCGUCCCGGACGAUGGCGGACUCGUCAUUGCCAGGAAGAUCGAGGCAGGCUCAGUCAGCGCCCGCAGCGCGCCGGCAACAGAGGGUGCACCCAGGCAGGUCAAUCGCACCACCUCGAAAACCAGCUUCCAGUCCUCCCUGCAGUACCUGCAAGAGCAGAACGACAUCAACAGCGACGAGAUCUCAGAAAUCGUCAACGACGCCAUAGCGCGCACCACCAACAUGUAG
Molecule: messenger RNA, 1260 nt
Organism: Babesia bigemina
Lineage: Eukaryota; Apicomplexa; Aconoidasida; Piroplasmida; Babesiidae
Product: Abhydrolase domain-containing protein
Exons: 4
Coding region: 1-1260 (419 amino acids)
Cellular component (GO): membrane
Molecular function (GO): palmitoyl-(protein) hydrolase activity
Source: RefSeq, a predicted model, not a curated record